CCAUCUCGGCGGGUGAAUUUGUCGGUACCGACGAAGUGCUUGUCAGUUUCGUGGUUGUUGGGAUUGCUUCCAAUUAUACAAGAAUGAUGUGCUACGUUUUGUGACGGAUGGAUUGAUUGCCUUGGACAUGUGCCGCCAUCUCGAUCAACAGGGUCGUCAUCAUCGCCGCAGCUGCGCAAGACCUUGCUCUGACCGCUGAUUAUUGGGUGGAUCGUCCUCGCUCUCCUUCUUUCUGUCUCUCUUUCGUUAGCUUAUGACGUGUGAUUUGUUGGUGUGAUCUAGCAGAGAGGAAAAGGAAGUGGUGGUCCUUGCAGGCGGGCUAACAAGUAGGGGAAGAUGGCUACUCCUAGUGCUGUGCUGGCCGUGAUGCGCGCGUCGAGACCGCGUUUCAGGAACCUCCAAGAUCGGGUCGCAUUUGUCGUUCAUGCGACGAUGCUUGUGUCGGGAUACAGACCUGUGGCGAUGGGCCGUGCAGCUGAAAGGGAGGUGCAACCCCCGAGCCAACAGGGAGACGAGGUCGAGGAGGAGGUGGGCGAAGAGGGCUGGAACGAACUUCCUGAUUCCUAUGCCUUUCGGUAUGUGAUCGAUGGCAGCGGAGACGGUGGAGGGAACAAGACGUCAACAGGCAAGAGGCGGGUGGUCGUGAAGUGUCUGGCUAUGGGGGACCUGCUGCUGGUGGACGCCAUUGAUCGUGCCGCAGACAGUGGAGAGCCUGUUCAUUUGGAGGUCAAGGUUUCUGAUUCCGCAGUCGAAUCCGGUUCGUCUAAUUACGGUGAUCAUUACAAAGACUUACCUAGUUUGGUAAAGAAGGUGGAGACUUCGAUUGUGUCGGCACUGUCUGGGGGCGGCGGGACAAGAGGACCAGCAGGGGGAAACAGAGGUCGUACACGCGGCGUGCAGAUGCAAGCUGAGCGACGUCAGGAUGUGGGAGAAGCACCUGGUCGUCAUCCCGCACCUGGUUCCAUUGUCCCACCUGUGGCUGGUGAUCCCCUUCGGGGGGAUGACCCUCUGCGCGACCCCCUUCGUGAACCUUUGCGCGUGGGCGGGGUGUAUCGCCCAGGCUAUGGAGAAGAUUUGUACCCUACCGGAGGGGCAGGGAUUUUGCCUGGAGGGCCUGGGGGUUUCGCUGGCGGUGGCAUUCUGGGCCCAGGAGGUUUCCCGGGGUCGGGUGGUGGUAUGCUUCUUGGUCCCAAUGACCCGCGAUGGGGCUCCUACGUUGAAGGUGGGAGAGGAGGUGGAGGAGGAUUUGGUGCUUUUCCCCCUGGUGGAAGGGGAGGUGUCCCACCAGGCCUUCCACCUGGUGCUAGAUUCGAUCCUUUUGGACCCCCUGGUGUUCCUGGAUUCGAACCAAAUCGCUUUAUGGGGGGGGGGGGAGGUGGCCGUCCCUCUUCUGUCAGACCUCCACAUCCGGAUCUUGAGCACUUUCAACCCCCGUUCUAGCUUUUCUCUAUUCCCCUGCGUCUCUUCUAUCUUCCUCGUCUUCUCCUUUACCGCCUAACUAACCUCGGCUUUCUUCCUGUUCCUUCUUUUUCCCUCUCCUCCUCGCCCUUCCACCCACUCUGUUGUCCAUAUCUCAAUCCCGGAGCAAGUCUCUACGCGCUUUUUGCGCGGGCUUUCUGUAACAAGAGUAGUCGGAGAACCUUCUUCAUCAAUCAAUGUUUGUAGUUCUUCUCUUCCUGGCGACGAGGAGGUGUGUGCGGCAAUCACACGUUAGGGUUACUUGGAAGGAUGGUGUUGGAUACAUGUAGAAAACUUGUGUUAGGUCUAUCCGUUGGAUGCUCUGAGAGGUACAUAGCCCUGCAGACAAACAGAAGUUCUCCGUAUUCUGGCGAGGUCUGCGUAUGUGUACAUGCAAUUGUAUGUUAGGGUCUGAGGUGACAUGUAGGAAAGGCGUUAGCGUGUCUCCGUUCGAGGCUCGGAAAUGCGCAGUCGCGCGCACACGCACACACACACACACACACACAGAGAGAGAGAGAGAGAGAGAGAGAGAGAGAGAGAGAGAGAGAGAGAGAGAGAGAGAGAGAGAGAGAGAGAGAUGUGGCUAACGAGCCGAAACUAUGUGCAGGUGAUAUUGGAGGGUCAAAGGCCGUAUAUGAACUCGUGACGGUAAAAUCUACUGUCCUUGGUUGUGAUGCAUGUGAUAUGACGCAAGGCAGAGGUGUGGAAGUCUCACGCAACGAUGAGAUUGUAUAUAGAACUGGAUAACAGGACCAGACUGUGAAAAAUAAAGAAGUGAUAGGGGAAGAAUUCUUCCCGUCUUGACAAGGGAGAAGGCAUCAGCGGGGUAGAGAGAGAGAGAGAGAGAGAGAGAGAGAGAGAGAGAGAGAGAGAGAGAGAGAGAGAGAGAGAGAGAGAGAGAGAGAGAGCUUGUCGUCAUGGUUUGACGUGUAAAGAUAUGACGUCAUGUUGGUCAGCGUAAAUUUGCGCGACAGUGUUCGAUGGAUCUGAUGGGAAAGAGGUGUGGUGAGUGAAUGCACUCAGUGGAAAACUCGGCUUGCAUAUGGUGAGGGAGUCUCUCGCUCUCCAGGGUUCUGACUCACACAGUUCAGUCCUCGUGUCGGGAAUAAUAUUAGUCGUCAUCUAUGUAUAUCAAUGAUUCCCAUGCUUCCCUUCUUCCUUCUGCGAACUGUCCAGUGCAUUAUUGCAUGUAUGGCUUCAGACCCAGCGCUGCAAUGGUCACGUCAUGUCUGUGGUUAAUUAAUCGAUCAAUCGAUCAAUCAAUCAAGCAUUCUAGC
Messenger RNA from Chara braunii, 2735 nucleotides. Lineage: Eukaryota; Viridiplantae; Streptophyta; Charophyceae; Charales; Characeae. The record is from the annotation of a GenBank genome assembly.